CCGUCUGCUUCUCCAAUUAAUCCAAGUUAAUGUAACCUACAAAUCUCCAAUCUCUUGUCUUUAUCUACAAUUAUAUAAGCUACAAGUAUAUCAUUAUCUGUGUCUUCUCUUCUACCUGGUUUAGUUCGAAACUCCGAUACAGGAUCUAGAGAAAUGGCGCAGUCCCUGAAAGACCUUAAAAAAAACAAUCAUAAGGUUAGAGCUGGGAUAAAGUUAAAAACAAAAAAAAACACAAGGGUAAAAAGAUAAUGAAGAAUCGAAGCGUUAAGUCUCGUGGCGGAAGGCGUGCCAGUACCCGCCCCCGGUGGAGGGUCGCGAGGUCGCUCCCACCAACCCCAAGACUACAGCACGCGACGGACACUUGUCAUCAACUUCGCGGCCAAGUAGGACAGUAUUUUUCUUUUAGUUCUACCGAGUCUGGAUGCAGAUCUGGAUCUCCCACUCCAGACCUACCACCGAACAGACACGCGAGCUUACCUGCCGGCAAUCAGCCUCGUGCUCGGACCAGCCAAUUCACUGGCAACCUCUGCCGAACAAGGUACCCCAAGUGCCUCUCGAACAUCUCUUUUGACAAUCAUUUUUUAGUGACCUAGUGAUCUGUGAGUUUUUUUACUGAUUUCGGUAUUCGUGACGGGUUAUUAUCUGGACAAUGGAUAUUUCUUUUUAGUUCUAUUUGUUUCUGCUGUUGUUCAGGAAGCUUCCAGGAGGACAAUAUGCCCCAUACCGGUCAAGCAGGAGUCAACCAGCUGGGAGGUGUCUUUGUAAACGGACGUCCGCUUCCAGACUGCGUUCGACAAAGGAUUGUCCAAUUGGCACUGGUUGGCGUCCGUCCUUGCGAUAUCUCCAGACAAUUGCUCGUUUCCCAUGGCUGCGUUUCCAAGAUAUUAACCAGAUUCUACGAAACGGGGAGCAUCAGGCCUGGCAGCAUAGGUGGCAGCAAGACUAAGCAAGUCGCAACUCCGACAGUCGUAAAGAAGAUCCUCAGGAUGAAACAAGAGCAGCCAACCAUGUUCGCUUGGGAAAUUCGUGAGCAAUUGGCAAGACAAGGAGCUUGCGAUCCCCAAAGUUUGCCCUCAGUUUCUUCCGUCAAUAGGAUCCUGAGAGGCGGAGGAUUGCACACGGAUCAUCCGAUUGACGCUGGAGCCUCCGGAAGUUAUCCAGGACAUGUGUCAGGAAACGAAUCCAGAGAAUCCCUCAUGAGAACGGAUUAUCAGCUGUUCUAUCCCGGCUCACUGGGACCGCUCCACAUAUCCACCAACGGAUCAACUGGAGCCUCCGGAGCAUCCACCUGGAAUCCUGGAUUUUACUCCUCGCUUUAUCAAGCGACGACAUUGCACUUGCAUCAUGGGAUGCAGUCCUUUACAUCCUUAGAAACCGAGCGACUUUCCGAGCAGCAGAACUCUCAGAACCAAGAACUAAAGUCCAGCAGCUCCAGUUCCAUGGCGGGAAGUGACGAUUCUCUGGAUAAAAGCGACCUGGACGAAGCUAACGAGUCCCAGGACUUCAAACCCUUCCAGAACUCCCCCACAAUCCUAGAACUCGGGCAGAAAAUCGGCAGCGACCGGAGCGCCUUUGUUCGACACGGAACUCCCGGUUUCGUUUCUAAAGAAGGUUCCGAGAACCCGCAACCAGCGCCACCACAGAGAAAGCGGAACCCUUAUUCAAUAGAAGAAUUAUUGAAGAAGGACGAAAAUGUCGUUAAUAAUAAGCGACGCGUUAUUGAUACUGGGGUUGUCCAACCUUGUGGAAUCGUCGUUGAUGAAGUUUAAUUAUAUUUAAUUAGUAAUUAAUUAUAUUUAUCUAGAAGUUGUAAAUUAUUAUAAUUAUUAUUAGAUAU
Molecule: messenger RNA, 1837 nt
Organism: Cotesia glomerata
Lineage: Eukaryota; Metazoa; Arthropoda; Insecta; Hymenoptera; Braconidae
Gene: Poxn
Exons: 9
Coding region: 714-1769 (351 amino acids)
Biological process (GO): anatomical structure development; regulation of transcription by RNA polymerase II
Molecular function (GO): RNA polymerase II cis-regulatory region sequence-specific DNA binding; DNA-binding transcription factor activity, RNA polymerase II-specific
Source: RefSeq, a predicted model, not a curated record